Messenger RNA from Alligator mississippiensis (American alligator), 6678 nucleotides. It is a transcript of the gene ARHGEF10L, whose product is annotated as Rho guanine nucleotide exchange factor 10 like. The transcript has 33 exons. Gene Ontology annotation, molecular function: protein binding; guanyl-nucleotide exchange factor activity. The coding region runs from base 2161 to 6087 and encodes 1308 amino acids. Gene Ontology annotation, biological process: actin cytoskeleton organization; positive regulation of stress fiber assembly; SREBP signaling pathway. The record is from RefSeq and is a predicted model, not a curated record. Gene Ontology annotation, cellular component: cytosol. Lineage: Eukaryota; Metazoa; Chordata; Crocodylia; Alligatoridae.
GACUACCUUUACAAAAAAAAAAAAAAAAUCAACUUUCUCCUCCUCCCCAAGUGGUCGGGAUCGGAUUGCAGCCCUCUCUACCUGCUUUGCUGAAGAGUGAAACAAAAAAAAAAAAGGAGGAAAGAACUCAAAGGCUUUCUUUUUUUUUGUGUGUUUCCUGUUAAAGAAAAGGGUUUUUCUAACGCCCACCCACCAGAUGCACUUAAAAUGUAAAUAUGAGCCGCCAGAACAAAUGCUACCAUACAAAACAGAAACACAUGUAUGGACAGGGGGAAAGACCGAGCCGGGGAGGGAGAAGGCAGGCAGAGUCCUGCCUCUGCAAACACAGCUCCAUCUUUAGGACAGGAAGACUCAGAAGGGCUGGGAGAGGAGAAGUGGUUUGUGCAAGGCUUUCUUAAAAAAAAAAAAAAGGAUUUUUAAUUUUUUUUUUACCCUUCUUCCUCAAAUCUUUCUGCGUCUCCGCUCUUUGGAGGAUCUGCCCGGCGCAGUGGUUCCCAAUCUGUGGCACGGGUAAUGCCGGUGGUAAUAUGCACGCACGGAUUUAUUAUAAUUAAUUUAUAGGACCCAAAAUGUGCUGGUGGUACUUAAGGUUGCACCGUUUUAAAUCAGCGGUCCGACUUGGGGAACUGCUGGCCACCUAGCCAUGGUCCCGAGAGGCUCGCUGGAGGACAGGUUUGCCCUGGAUGAUGGGCAUGUUGCCUCGCUGUGGAGCUGGGCUUGCCGGGCCACGUGCUGCUUUGGGAAGUGCAUCGGCGAUGCCUGGACCUGGUCCGAGGAGCACCAGGAGCUCCAAAUGCCACCGUGACCCCCACCCGCCUGAGGACCUGCCUGGAGAGGCUUCUAAGGGUCGCCUGAGUACGUCGGUGACCUCAAGGCAAAACCCACCCAGGGUCUUUGAAUGCACCUUGAAGUGGGACACGAGGAACCGCUUCGUGCCCCGCGUUUUGCAGAUCGGCACUUCAUCCACCGCACUUGACUCAACGGCUCCGUCGCCCGCUACAGGGAUCGUGAAAAGAGAUGCUGGAGAUGUAGCUAUAAAUGAGGGACUUUGCCUCGUGUGCUAUCUGCCUGCAAACCCCACAGCAGAGCCUGGCCGCUCCGCCACAGUGCUGUCCAAGCAUGGUGGUGCCGGCCCGGCUGCUCCGGUUUCAGCCAGGACGGCGUCGAUGAACCACACUGGCGCAGACUGAGAGCCAGUUGUGCCCAGACAAGGAGACCAAGCGCAUUACGGUGGUUGGCAUCACCAUCUCAUUCGAGACCCGGCUGCAAGCCUGCACCAAAGCCCGCGAGUGGAAGCUGAUGAAGGACAAGCUGCUGGUCAGCGGUGAGCACUUUGUAGGAGCCUGAGAAAGCAGCUCUCCCCUUCUUGCAGCGGCUUGGGAAAAAGGGGCGUUUGCAGAGUCGAUAAGAUGUCUGGCUGUGCUUCCAGAGCUGAGAGUUCAAACCUGGCCUGAUGUUGUUAAACGGCACUUCUAAUUCCCCCAGCGGGCCCAGCUGGAUCUUGCUUCUCCAGCUGUAAGGGAUGCGAGCGUUCAUCAGCGAGGAGUACCACAAUGCUCUACCGUGUGUGCCACUUAGUCCGGACCCUGGGAACACUGACUGUGACCAAAGAAAUGAAGUUUGCUUCUGAAACACCACCUGGGGAAUGGUCUCCAUGAUUUCAACCACGGCUUUCUGGGACAGUACAGGAGAUCUCAACUCUUCCCACUGCUCCCCCCCGGACCACCUUACCACCCCAACGUACUCCGUUUCCGACUCCUUGUGUUUAUGCUGCGGCCUCUGCGCCGAAACCAGGGGUGAGAGAGAGUCCGAACAAAAUCUCUUGUGCUGCGGCAGGCACCCGGGGAUCGGUGAAGAAAUCUAAACUGGGUACACACCCAUGCACUGUUCUCAUGUGAUUUCAAAGAAAACUAAAAAGGGAGAUAAAAAAGGUGUCUGAAUCACUUCUUAGGAGUGCUGCCUCGCUGACUUCCAGUGCCUGAGCCGCAGAGAGACAGCAGAGAAACCAAGCUGUGUGCAGCUCAAAGGAGGGAAGUUGGCUUUUUGUCUGCAGCACCGGAGAGCUCGCUUCUUCAAAGGGCAAGCGGAGAAUUUGAAAGGGACCAAGAAAGCAGCUGCCCAGGCGCCUGGCGGAGCAUCCGGAUUCGUAGCGAGAGUGAGAUGGCUUCCUCCGACCCAGCCCCGAGCCCUGCAGUAGGGGUUGGACUGGUGCAGGGCGCCCUGGAGGCCUCGGCCGAGGGGGAGGAGGAGCUAGGGGAGGCGUUCGAUUUGGAGGAGAGCGAGGAGGAAGAGGACUCCAUCGUGGGGGCGAGCAGCACUAGCACCGAGCCCAGCGUGGGAGCUACCUUGCAGGCCCCAGCCCAGAGGCAUCAAUCGGGAGUGGGGGCUGAGCCCCCGGCUGCAGCCCCGGAGAGGGACGGAGCCCCCCCGGCGGGGCAGGCACCGCUCACCGACUCCGACUCCAGCAUCAACGCCGACUCGCUCGCAACACAGCCGCCGACAGAGCUCCUCUCGGUGGUCAGCAAUGGAGAUGUGGUGGGCAGCUCCCAGUCGAGGACCCGCACCUUCAGCUGGAAGAGGAAAAGCUCCCGGCGAGGCGACCGUUUUGAGUUCCCAGCGCUGGAGGAAGAUGUGAUCUACGAUGAUGUCCCCUGUGAAAACCUGGACUCGGAUCAGUACGGGGCAGACAGAAACCUGAUUUACGAGGACGUGCAUCGGGAGGAGGGGCAGCGGGAUGCCCAGGAUCUAGGCUGGAGCUCCAGCGAGUUCGAGAGCUACAGCGAAGACUCCAGCGAAGAGAUCAAGCCCGAGGCCGGGCCUGCCAAGCUAAGAGCAUCCUUCCAGCCGAAGCUUUCUCCAGACCUGAAUAGGCUAAAGGAGAGAUACGCCAGGACUAAGAGGGACAUUCUGGCUUUAAGAGUUGGGGGGAGAGACAUGCAGGAGCUGAAGCAGAAGUACGAUUGUAAGAUGACUCAGCUGAUGAAAGCUGCACGCAGCGGCACCAAGGACGGCCUGGAGAAGACCAAGAUCGCGGUCAUGCGGAAGGUGACUUUCCUGCAUCGGAAGGAGGCGCCAGGUGACUCGGAGGAGGAGGACACGGGGUUCCUGGAGGUCACUGUUACCGACAUGAGACACCCGCCUCCGGAGCUGGGUCCCAUGCCCGAAGGACUAAGCCCUCAGCAGGUGGUUCGGCGCCACAUCCUGGGCUCCAUCGUGCAGAGCGAGGGGAGCUACGUGGACUCGCUGCGACGCAUUCUCCAGGAUUACAGAAACCCCCUCAUGGAGAUGGAGCCCAAGGUCCUCAGUGCCAGGAAGUGCCAGGUGGUCUUCUUCCGCCUCAAGGAGAUCCUGCAGUGCCACUCCAUGUUCCAGAUCGCCCUGUUCUCCCGCGUGGCCGAGUGGGACGCCACCGAGAAAAUCGGGGACCUCUUCGUGGCCUCAUUUUCCAAGUCGAUGGUGCUGGAUGUGUACAGCGACUACGUGAAUAACUUCACCAGCGCCAUGUCCCUGAUCAAGAAGGCCUGUCUCACCAAGCCGGCGUUCCUGGAGUUCCUCAAGAAGCGGCAGAUGUCGAGCCCAGACCGGGUCACGCUCUACGGGCUGAUGGUGAAGCCCAUCCAGAGGUUCCCACAGUUCAUUCUGCUGCUGCAGGACAUGUUGAAGAACACGCCGAAAGGCCACCCGGAGAGGCUGUCACUCCAACUCGCCCUCACCGAGCUGGAGACCCUGGCCGAGAAGCUCAACGAGCAGAAACGAGUGGCCGACCAGGUGGCCGAGAUCCAGCAGCUGACAAAGAGCAUCAGCGAUCGCAGCAGCCUGAACAAGCUGCUGAAUUCGGGGCAGCGCCAGCUGCUGCUUUGCGAGACGCUGACGGAGACGGUUUACGGGGACCGCGGCCAGCUAAUCAAGUCGAAGGAGCGCAAGGUGUUCCUGCUAAACGACAUGCUGGUGUGUGCCAACAUCAACUUCAAGCCCGUGAAUACAAGAGGCCAGCUGGAGAUCAGCAGCCUCGUCCCCUUGGGCCCGAAGUACGUGGUGAAGUGGAACACGGCCCUGCCCCAGGUGCAGGUGGUGGAGGUCGGGCAGGAGAACAGCACGUACGACAAAGACAACAUCGUCAUCCAGAACGCGGGGGCUAAAAAGCACGUGCCGACCAGCCAGUCCUCCCACAAUAAGGUGUAUCUUGGGCCUCCACGGCUCUUCCAGGAGCUCCAAGACUUGCAGAAGGAUCUGGCGGUGGUGGAGCAGAUCACCCAGCUCAUCAGCACCCUGCACGGCACCUACCAGAAUCUGAACAUGACGGUGGCCCAGGACUGGUGCUUGGCCUUGCAGAGGAUGAUGAGAGUGAAGGAGGAGGAGAUCCACUCUGCCAACAAGUGCCGCCUCCGCCUCCUGCUUCCUGGGAAGCCGGACAAGUCUGGCCGCCCCAUCAGCUUCAUGGUGGUCUUCAUCACGCCAAACCCACUCAGCAAGAUCUCCUGGGUCAACCGCCUGCACCUGGCAAAGCUUGGGCUCCGGGAUGAGAACCAGCCUGGGUGGCUGUGCCCUGACGAAGACAAGAAAACCAAAGCUCCCUUCUGGUGUCCUAUCCUCGCGUGCCGCAUGUCUGCCUUCUCCUCCAAAGCCCUCGACCUGCAGCUUGGAGCCGUGGUGCACAAUCCCGUCCAGUCCUCGCUGCUGGGCUUCUCUGCUGUCAGCACCUCCCUGCCGCAGGGCUACCUCUGGGUUGGGGGAGGCCAAGAAGGAGCAGGAGGCCAGGUGGAGAUCUUCUCCCUCAACCGAUCGGUGCCGCGCACAGUGAAGUCCUUCCCCGUGGCCUCCCAGGUGCUCUGCAUGGAAUACAUCCCGGAAAAGAGCGGGGAGGAGCAGGAGCAGGAGAAAACUGAGGAUUCGCGAGCGACUGCUGAGCAGGCCUCCGCUCUGCACCCCACCAUCUGCCUGGGGCUUCAGGAUGGCAGCAUCAUGGUGUAUGGAAGCGUGGAUACGGGGACUCAGUGCUUGCUGACCUGCAAGAGCCCCGGGCGGCAGCCUGUCCUCUGCCUGAAGCACAGCCCCGACUACCUGUUUGCCGGCCUGCAGAAUGGGAUUGUAGCUGCCUAUGCCAGGACCAGCGGGGGGCUGUGGGAUCUGGAGGCGAAGCCCACCUGUUUGCAGGUGGGGACCGGGCCGGUGAGAGUCCUCCUGACUCUGGAUGACACCCUGUGGGCCAGCUGUGCCAACCAAGUCACCGUGCUGGAUGCUGCCAGCCUAAAGGCUCAGGACACGUUCGAGGCCCACCCGGACAAGGAGGCCAGCGUGACUCACAUGAUCAAGGCGGGCAGCGGCGUCUGGAUGGCGUUCUCCUCGGGCUCCUCCAUCCGCCUCUUUCACACCGAGACCCUGGAGCAUCUGCAGGAGAUCAACAUAGCGACGCGGACCACCUUCGUCCUGCCAGGCCAGAAAAACGUCCGUGUCACCAGCCUGCUGAUCUGCCAGGGUCUGUUAUGGGUUGGCACCGACCAGGGCAUCAUUGUGCUGCUGCCUGUACCCAGGCUGGAGGGCAUCCCCAAAAUCACUGGGAAGGGCAUGGUGUCCCUCAAUGGCCACUGUGGCCCCGUGGAGUUCCUGGCCAUGGCCGUGAGCACCCUGGCUCCCGACAUCCUAAAGAGCGACAAGGAGGAGGAGGGCGGCGAGGCCGUCUGCGGCGACGAGGAGAAGCCGGAGGGCCGGUGUCCGGAGCUGGCCGCCCAGGACAGCCACCUGGGCCGGGAGAUGAGGAAGAAGGGGAUCCUCUUGCAGUACCGGCUCCGCUCCACCUCCCACCUCCCCGGGCAGCUGCUGUCGGUGAGAGAGGCCCCUGCCGCGGCGGGCGCCGGCACCCUGGAGCACACGGAGGAGGACGGCUCCAUCUACGAGAUGGCCGACGACCCGGACGUGUGGGUGCGGAGCCGCCAGUGCGCGCGGGACACGCACCGCAAGGAGAUCUCCUCGCUGGCCAUCAUCUCGGGCGGACGAGGCUACCGGAGUUUCAACGCCAACAGCAAGGGCACGGCUUGCAGCGAGACGGACAGCACGCUGCUGAUAUGGCAGGUCCCUCUGACGCUAUAGCGGGGACCGCAUCCCCACCUCGCCUGCCCACCUCGCGCCGCUUAGGAGCCGGGACGACCGAGCCUGACCGCCAUCGAGCCCCUUCGCGGGGUCUUCGCCUACAUCGCCUCUUGUCCCGGGCUACCUACGAAGCGACUUCCCGGCUGCUCGGGAGGGACUCGGUUCUUAACUUCCCACCGGCAAAAACGAACACUUUCCCACCCCCAUGACGCACCGCCCUCCCUUUUGUAAGACUUUUUUCCAAACGUGCGACUUUUUCUUCCUUUUCUUGAGAAAACCCGCUUGUUUUUUGGGGUUCCUUUUAACAGUCUGGGCUGUGUCAGAAGAGGUGCCCUCCCUGCAGGCUUUGGAGGCACCCGAACAUUGCCGAACUCUUCGGCGCGUCUCUUCAAAAGAGGGCGCCGAGCCUACGCGUGUCCGUGUGUGAAUAUCUAUAUAAAUAUAUACAUAUAUAAAUAUAACGAUGUAUAUUAUUAUGUGUACAAAUGAAAAAUCUGUAUAUAUCGGGGCAUCUGGAGCUGCAGGAAUAAAAAAGGAGGCUCGAGCCACGGCCUGGUACACCCGGUGGCGAGGGCUCUCUUGUGAACCGCU